AUGGAUACAAUAUCCACUAAUGGUUUAGCUUUAAUUACUCAAAAUUAUAAUCAUAUCACUGACGCUACUUCAGCAUCAUUAUCAACAUUUGGUGAUGGACGUUCAUCUUCGGCUCAAAACAAUUUCAGUUAUAUCCACUAUUGGUCAACGGCAAAAAAAAUCGAAUUAUUAUCAUCAUUUUCUCGUUGUUCAACACCAUUAUGCGUUUGUACUGGCUGGAAACACGAACAAUCGGCCGUCUUGAAUGGUGAUGAUAAUACAGCAGCUACUGAGCAAUCGAAAAAACUCUAUUGUACUACAUGUCAACAUUCUUUUGAUUGUCAUUCAAAUCGUUGGUUAAACGCUAAUGAACAACAAAUUGAAUAUGGCAUACAGUUGUUAUUAGAUGCUGAUUGGCUUAUAACGAUGGGUGCAUCAAACGAACAUGAUCUAUCAACAAAUCGAAUUAUUCUAUUUACUGCACAAGUAUUACAUAAUACAAUUGGUGAUCCGUUUAAUUAUAGUGUUAGUGCCGGUCUUGGUAAUCUUAUCGGUUCACCGCCAUUUGAACAACCAACCAUUUUAACAGCUGUCAUUAAUUUUGUCGCUUAUCAAUACACAAAAGCAAUUGAAAAUAAAAUACAAAUUAUAUUCGAAGCUGCUAAACAUUUUUUACAUUUAAUUAAUACAUGGAAGAUGCCAUCAAUUGUGUCGUAUAUACUAUCGAAACAGAAAACAGAACAAACAUCAAUAAAUAGUGAUAAAGUAAUGAAAACAAUACCAAAAAAUGAUGAAACGAUAUUAACGGAUGAAAAACCUCAGGCAGCGCCUGUGAAUGGUGACGAAUCGCAACCGUCUUGUUCUUCAUCUUCAUCGUUCUCUCAAACAACAUCUACAAAAAAGCCCUUGGAUAAUCGAGAAUAUGAAUUAUGGUAUGCUCGAUGGACAAGUUAUUGUAUCUUACCACAAAUAUGCAAUAAAACAAUGAUAAAGUAUGAUUGUAUAAAUAUAUUUGGUCUCACAUAUAUGAAAUAUAUUUAUGAACAUUUUAAAGUUGAAAUACUCAAACGUAUUGAACAACGUCAAUUAUCCUCUAGUCUCGUUUUUCAAAAUUUUAUUGAUUCAUUUCAACAAACAUUCGAUGAAACAUCACCAUCCCAUUGUUGUUGGAAUAAAUGUUAUGAACGUCCAAUAAUACCGAUUGAAGCGGAAAUUUAUACGUUUACACAAUCAAAACAACAAUCAUCAUCGUCAGACAAUUCUAGUCAAACUACUCUUCCUCCAACAAUAUCAGCAUCAACGACAACAACCACAACAGCAACACCAACAACAAUAAAAUAUGAACCAGAAAAGAAAGUAACUCGUCGUGUUUCAAAAGCAUUGACAAAUAAACGUCGUCUUGAAACGCCUACAUCAUUGCAAACGAUCGACAAACAAUCACUAACAAGUUCAUCGUCAUCGAUCAAUUCGUAUCAUCCCUAUUCACAUGAAUUCGCACGUAAAAUAUGGUCGAACGUUAAAGAACACCAUCAAAAACGCAUACAAGCAGAAAUAGAAAAAACAUUGUAUAAAGCGAAUCCAAAGCGAGAUGAAGUAGCUCGAUUAGCUGAACAACGUGGUUUUGCUGAAUUUCAUUUGAUUAAACAUAAUUUACAAACAUCAAAAACAGCAAAUGAGACAGAUAUCAUGUAUAAACGCUUAUUACAAUUAAUUAAUGUAUUUUCACGAGCACUACCAAAAAUGCCACAAAACUAUAUAGCACGCACAGUAUUAGAUCCGAGACAUCAAUCACUAGUCAUUAUAUUUACUUCCAAAGUAAUUGGUGGUAUUACAUACAGAAUGUUUCAACAUCGAAAUUUUACUGAAAUUGUUUUUUGUGCUGUUAGUGAAUAUCAACAAGUUCGAGGUUAUGGAACACAUUUAAUGAAUCAUUUGAAAGAUUAUCACAUUAAAAAGAAUAUCAAACAUUUGUUAACUUAUGCUGAUGGAUUUGCCGUUGGCUAUUUUAAAAAGCAAGGUUUUUCAUCAACAAUAACACUAAAUGAAAAUGUUUAUUUGGGUUAUAUCAAAGAUUAUGAUGGUGCAACGUUAAUGCAAUGUGAUUUAUAUAAUGACAUUUGUUAUACAAAAUUAACUGAAACAUUCACAUUAAUUAAAGAUUGUUUGCAUACGUUAAAACUUUAUAAACAUCAAGAAUUGUUACAUUGUUAUGGUGAAAAGUAUGGUGCCAGAUUUGCUAUGGAUGAUGAUAGUAAUGAAAAUACAGAUGAUCGUAAACAAAUGAUACCGGAUGUCUUAUUUAAUGAACAAAAUGAUGAACAGCCAGAUGUACUGUACAUAACACUGAACGGUGUCUAUAAGGAAAUACGCCAGCAUUCAAAUUCUAUCUAUGUUCAACGUUUAAAAUUGAACUCAUUAUCAACGAAUGAUCAUACAAUAUUAUAUCCAAUUGAUUUAGAUUUGAUACAAGAACGCUUAAAAGUACAAUAUUAUCAAAAUUCGUAUACGUUUAUCGCUGAUAUGAGUCGAUUGUUACAUUUAUCUCGACAUAUUUAUGAGCAGAAAAAAGAAUAUCAAGACAUUAAACUAUUUGAUGCGUUUGUGAGAAGAAAAAUGAAUGAAUUUGGAUUAGAAAUGCCGAACAAUGCGUUAUAA
This is a messenger RNA of Didymodactylos carnosus, 2634 nucleotides long. NCBI's taxonomy places the organism in Eukaryota, Metazoa, Rotifera, Eurotatoria, Philodinida, Philodinidae. The record is from the annotation of a GenBank genome assembly.